Messenger RNA from Impatiens glandulifera, 1155 nucleotides. Its product is annotated as adenylyl-sulfate kinase 3-like. The transcript has 8 exons. NCBI's taxonomy places the organism in Eukaryota, Viridiplantae, Streptophyta, Magnoliopsida, Ericales, Balsaminaceae. Gene Ontology annotation, molecular function: ATP binding; adenylylsulfate kinase activity. Gene Ontology annotation, biological process: sulfate assimilation. The record is from RefSeq and is a predicted model, not a curated record. Bases 318 to 947 code for a protein of 209 amino acids.
AUAUUAACCAUAAACAGAAGAGUAAGGGAGAAAGAGAAAGAGACCCCAAAUAUAAAAUAGAACGUAAACAGUAGUAAUUUCCCAUAACGAUCCCAUAAAGGAAACACCCGACUGCCUCGCCGGAUCUUUACUAAGGUAUUUAAGGUGGGUUUAUCAUCUGUCUUCACAGAUUUUGGCCUAAUUCAACUGCAAAAGGGUUUCUGUCAAGAAGAAAUUGAAAGUCUUAUCGUGGAAAAUGGAUUCAGGAGAAGUCUUAUUCCUGCCUGUUUCACUGUGUUGCUAAAACAAGUUCAGGAAUAUAGUGAUUGCGCUUCCUAAUGUCUACUGUAGGCAAUUCUACAAAUAUUUUCUGGCAUGAGUGCCCGGUUGGGAAGGCUGAAAGGCAAAAAUUGCUUAAUCAACAAGGUUGUGUUGUAUGGAUCACAGGUCUCAGUGGCUCAGGGAAAAGCACGCUGGCCUGUUCAAUAGGCAGAGAGUUGCACACCAGGGGAAAACUCUCUUACAUUCUUGAUGGGGAUAAUCUUAGGCAUGGUUUAAACAAGAAUCUUGGAUUCAGUCCUGAUGAUAGAACAGAAAAUAUAAGAAGAGUUGGUGAGGUUGCAAAGCUCUUUGCAGAUGCUGGCAUAAUCUGUAUUGCCAGUCUGAUAUCCCCUUAUAGAAAGGAUCGUGAUGCUUGUCGUGCAAUGCUGCCUGAUUCGAAUUUCAUCGAGGUUUUCAUGAACAUGCCUCUGGAACUCUGUGAAGAGAGGGACCCUAAAGGCCUUUACAAGCUUGCACGUGCAGGAAAACUUAAAGGUUUUACUGGAAUAGAUGAUCCUUAUGAGUCACCCUUGAAUUGUGAGAUCGAAAUACAAGAGAAGGAAGGAACUUGUUCUACACCAUCUGAGAUGGCUGGACAAGUAGUUUGUUACUUGGAGGACAAAGGAUUUCUUGAAGCUAAUAAGUGAGAUUUUGACAUAUUCCUACAGUAAUUGAUUGAGAUGAUCUUAUUGAAUUUCUCAUCAUAUAUAUAUAUAUAAUAACUUUCUUCAAAAAAACUGAUCCUCAAGUUCAUAGAAAAUCACAUUAUUAUUCAACUCAGUCUCAAUAGGUAAUACAUUUUGUUGGGUUUUGUAAUUAAUUAUGGUUGGCAUGUUAAGGAAUUGCGUUAUUCGG